Caretta caretta (loggerhead turtle) is the source of this 2873-nucleotide messenger RNA. RefSeq names its product immunoglobulin superfamily DCC subclass member 3 (gene IGDCC3). Gene Ontology annotation, molecular function: protein binding. Gene Ontology annotation, biological process: cell-cell adhesion. The record is from RefSeq and is a predicted model, not a curated record. NCBI's taxonomy places the organism in Eukaryota, Metazoa, Chordata, Testudines, Cheloniidae.
GAUGUGCAAGAUGGCGCAAGCCCAUUCCAGCCUCUCCAGCCACCAAUUGUCUUAGGCAGCGCUCGCACCAUGAGGAUCUAGGUUGGCUUCCAACCACCCCCCCCUUUUUCCAUUUCGGUGCUUUGGAGCUAUUUUGGGGGGCCCUGAAACCCGCUUUUGAGGGGGCUGAUUCUCCCCCCCCCCACACACCACUCCAGCUGGAUUUCCCCCCGGAUCGCAGAGGAGGAGAGACACCAGCCACACCAAAAGUGGAUCCAUGGCUUCCCCCGGCUCUCCUCUGCCGGCCGGCGUGUUCGGAUUCCUGCUGCUCGCCUUCGCGGGAGAUUUUGGUCAUUCCACCGAGCUGGCCUUCGCCGUGGAGCCCAGUGAUGACAUAGCCGUGCAGGAGCGGCCGCUGGUGCUGUACUGCCAGGUGGAGGGAAUCCCGCCCAUCACCAUUACGUGGCGGAAGAACGGGGCGAUGGUCAUGGACAAUGAGAACACCUUCGUGCUGGCCAAUGGAUCGCUGUACGUCUCCCGCUUCCAGAAAGUCAGGGGGGAUGGGUCGUCUGAUGAAGGCGAAUACGACUGCAUGGCUCAAAACCGCUUUGGGCUGGUGGUCAGCCGUAAGGCGAAGAUUCAAGCCGCUACUAUGUCGGACUUCCAUGUUCACCCUCAGAACGCAGUCGUGGAAGAAGGAGGUGUUGCAAGAUUCCAGUGCCAGAUCCAUGGUUUACCAGAGCCCUUAAUCUUGUGGCAAAAGAAUCAAGUCCCCAUCAACACGGACAAUGAUAGGUACACGCUGCUUCCCAAAGGAGUCUUGCAGAUUACCGGACUCAGAGCCGAAGACAGUGGGAUUUUUCACUGUGUGGCUACCAACAUUGCUAAUGUGAAAUUCAGCCGGGAGGCCAGACUCACUGUGUCAGGCUCCCAUUCUACAGUUUACAAGGAUCCCAUGAUUCUUGUUGGCCCAGAAAACCUCACCCUGACUGUGCACCAGACAGCUAUCCUGGAAUGCAUUGCAACUGGAAAUCCCAGGCCCAUUGUGUCCUGGAGUCGACUAGAUGGCCGUCCCAUUGGCGUAGAAGGAAUUCAGGUGCUGGGGACAGGAAACCUAAUGAUUUCUGACCUCACUGUGCAGCAUUCUGGGAUAUACGUUUGUGCUGCUAACAAACCCGGCACUAGAGUGCGGAGAACUGCCCAGGGAAGGCUAGUCGUACAAGCCCCUGCUGAGUUUGUGCAACACCCUCAGUCAAUUUCCAGACCUGUAGGGACGACUGCGAUCUUCACCUGCCUGGCCCAGGGAGAGCCUCCCCCUCAGAUCACCUGGCUGAAGAACGGGCAGAUCCUAGAACCGACUGGUCACAUCAAACUGAAGAAUAACAACAGCACACUCACAAUCUACGGGAUCAGUCAGGAGGAUGAAGCUAUCUACCAGUGCAUCGCUGAGAACAGCGCCGGCUCUACCCAAGCCAGCGCGCGCCUGACGGUGCUGUGGGCAGAUGGGUUGCCUGGUCCCCCGCAGAAUGUGAAAGCUGAGACCGUCUCCGCAACCACCGUCCAGGUAUCCUGGAGCGAACCUCUGCAGAACACCAAGGAGAUCAUCGGUUACGUGCUGCACAUAAGGAAAGCUGCAGACCCCGUGGAGAUGGAAUACCAGGAGGCUGUUAGCAAAAGCACCUUCCAGCAACUAGUGACGGAUUUAGAGCCCUCGACCAGUUAUAGCUUCUAUAUAAAGGCUUAUACCUCCCGGGGUGCCAGCAAAGCCUCUGAAGUCAUGGUGGUGAGCACGCUGGGAGAAGUCCCAGCAAUGCCGUCCCUCUUUAUUAAAGUUCUUAACAGCACCACCAUCCAAGCGGUGUGGGAACCCUCCGUCAAACUGGGCCAGCAGGAAGGGUUCAAACUGUACUACCGUAAAGUUCACCUAGCCCACUUUACUGGCCCUAUGCUCCUGCCCAGCAACGUUACAUCUUAUAACAUUACUCACUUGGACCCAUCAGUGGUAUAUGAAGUAAAACUCCUGGCAUAUAACCAGCACGGGGAUGGAAAUUCUACUGUCCGCUUUGUAUCCCUUCGAGAAACAGUUGAAAAAACAGUGUUGAAUCCCCCAUGUGACUGCAUGAAAGAUGAGCAAAAUAAUAAGACCUCCACCACGGGGAUCAUCAUUGGGAUCCACAUUGGAGUCACGUGCAUUAUAUUCUGUGUCCUGUUCCUCAUGUUUGGGUACAGAGGAAGACUGCUGAUGUGUAAAAACGUCCAGGAACAGCUGUCAACCCCCCAGAUCCCGAGGAGUCAGAGGAAUGCCACAGGCCUGGUUCUGAACGGAGCUGCUCGGAGGGACAGGGACGACCUGGACAUGAAUGGGAAGCAACUGGAGAUGAACGAGCUGGAAAGGUUGUUUCUAGCAUUGCCUUCCCAGGAUCAACAGGAUAAGGGAAUAAUGCCAGAUCACGUUCCACCUGACUCACACGAUGAGACUCAGAUAUCUACACUUCCAUUGGAUGAAUUCAGCAUUAUAGAAGAACAGCUUGAUCCCCAAGCCAAAAGUCUGGCUCCUGAUGAUCAGGGUGGACCGCUACACAACUUUAGCCAGGAAGUCCCAGCUUUGAAACAUAGUCCCACCAAUGAAGGAUAAUUGCCAAGUCUUUAAGCCUCUUGUAGGACUCACCAAGAACCAUUUCCAUGUCUGGUGAUGUCUUUACAAUGAUUUGUCAAUCUCAGGUCAAUUUAAGAUUUCUACAGUCUGAUUUUUGUUUUUGUUUUUGCUUUAUUAUUUCUUUUAUAUUGAUAUACAGCUUUUUUGAAGCUCUAUGAAGUUUAUCUUCCUGACCUGUCUCAGGCCUCUCUGUGCAUUUCUUCCUACAAUUGCAUUAUCAAGACUGGUCAUAAUUGUU